AGUUGGGCUGGUCAAGUCAAGGGCCGCCCCUCGACGAGGUCCAAUGGAAGGGUGGCGCUUGCCUUCCUCGUUUCCUUUCCCCCGCCAAAGGCGAAGGGAGGAGAAAAACGGCGAAGUUGUUGUGACCGCCCUUGUGCACUGAGUGCGUGCGUGAGUGAGUGGCUUUCCCUUCGGAAGAAUCCGGUCCCUAGAAGGAGUAUCCCUCCCACUGCUAGGCACGGCAGCUGGUGCCUUCGAGCAAAGAGCGGGAGAAGCAAAGAGCUGCGGCGGUGCCGUGCGGGGGAAGGCAGUCGUGAGGCGCCCGGGGCCAUGGGCUGCGGAGCGCUUCCUGCCUUCCUAUCGCUCCUCCCUUUGCUGCUGAGGGUCUGCGCGGAGAAGCUGGAAAAUGGAUGUGGGCCUAUGAUCAUUCAUCAUGACAGUGGAACAUUGGCAUCAAAGAAUUAUCCUGGGACUUAUCCUAACUACACUGUUUGUGAAAGGAGAAUUCAGGUGCCCCAGGGGAAGCGGUUGAUAAUAAAAAUUGGAGACUUGGAUAUUGAAUCCCCAAGAUGUGACUCUAAUUUUCUUAUCAUCCAGAGUUCUACAACACAACAUGGACCAUAUUGUGGCAAUAUGCCUGUCCCUGAAGAAAUUAUUUUGGAUUCCAAUGCAGCAACUGUUCACUUUGAGAGUAGGUCCCAUGUGUCUGGACGCGGCUUUCUGUUGUCCUUUGCUAGCAGUGAUCAUCCAGACCUAAUCACAUGUCUGGAGAGAGCAAACCACCAUGUGGCGGCUGAAUACAGCAAGUACUGUCCAGCUGGUUGCAGAGAGAUAGCAGGUGAUAUUUCUGGUAAUAUAGUGGAAGGAUACAGAGAUACCUCCUUGCUGUGCAAAUCUGCCAUACAUGCUGGAGUAAUUGCAGAUGAGUUGGGUGGUCAGAUAAGUGUGAUUCAGCAGAAAGGAGCAAGUCGGUAUCAAGGAAUUUUGGCCAAUGGAAUCCUUUCACAGGAUGGCUCUCUGUCAGAGAAGCGAUUCAUUUUUACCACAAAUGGUUGCAAUAAGCCACUGAACUUAGAAGGAGGCCUGAUUACUGCAUCAUCAUCCUGGAAUGAAACCAAUGAAAUUGGGGAGCUGGUUCAGUGGUCUCCAGAUAAAGCUUGGCUGAAAAUUCAAGGGCCAUCCUGGGCAGCAAACCAGAACAACCUUCGCCAGUGGCUGGAAAUAGACCUGGGAGAGAGAAAAAGAAUAACAGGAAUUAGAACUACAGGUUCUACAAUGAUCAGUUUUAACUUUUAUGUUAAGACAUUUAUUGUGAACUAUAAAAAUAACUCAAAAUGGAGGACUUACAAAGGAAUUCUAAGCAAUGAAGAAAAGGUAUUUGAAGCCAACUCUAAUCACAGAGAUGUUGUCAGGAAUAAUUUCAUUCCUCCUAUUGUGGCCCGGUAUGUGAGGAUUAUUCCACAGAGCUGGCAUAAAAGAAUAGCUCUGAAGGUGGAAUUGAUUGGUUGUCGCAUAGCACAAGUUAAUGGCUCAUUUCUGCAUCCGCCCUGGCAAAGCCCAAGUCAGAGCCCAGGCAUUUCAGUUAGAAAAGAAGAUAGAAGUAUUACGGAACCUAUACCUUCAGCAGAAAACAAUUUAGGAUGGAAACUUGCUGCCAUCAUAGUUCCCGUCCUGGUGGUGCUUUUCCUGUUCCUGCUAUCGGGAAUUUGUAUCUAUGCUGCUAUACAAAAGAGAGAAAAAGAAGCGGUUGAUUAUUGCUCAUGUGAUGCUGGGGGAAAAGGAUGGUGGAAACAAAUCAAACAACCUUUCGUCAGACAUCAAUCUACUGAAUUCACCAUCAGUUAUAAUAAUGAGAAGGAAACACCACAAAAAUUAGAUCUGGUCACAAGAGAGAUGGCAGAUUACCAACAGCCUCUCAUGAUAGGAACUGGGACAGUAACCCGGAAGGGUUCCACUUUCAAGCCAAUGGACACAGAGGAUGAGAAGAAAGGUAGCACAGACAUUGGGAACCGUUACCUCUACCCGCAUAGAACUAACCACCAUGAUUAUGCACUGCCUCUGACCAAUCAGGAGCCUGAAUAUGCUACUCCUAUUAUAGAGCGGCAUAUAGGAAGGGAGUAUGCUCUGCCUUCUGAGACCUGCUACAAUAUUCCUGCUGUUUCUUCUUCUCAAAAACAUUCUCAUACUGCAAGCAGUUUCUCUGCCUCAUGCAAGGCUGAUUGUAGGAAUGGAGAUUACCAAAUGCCGCAAAAUAAGAAGGACUAUGAUAAGCCAAAACUCAAUAAUACUUUGACCGCAGUAGACUAUGGUACUGGCUAUCAAAAACCCCAAACCAGUUCAUUGGCAAGUGAGGGCUAUUCAACACCCAGCUACUGCUUAAAACCAGCAAAUCAGACUGCAGUGACAGCUCUCCUGUAAUCUGCAAUCCAAGGAGAGAGUUUGUGUCCCUGUGGCCUGGACUCAGACAUGGACAACCUACAGUGAAGCAGAAGUUGCUUUUGUUGAAGGUGAAUGUGUUGUGCUCAUGACAGCUUUCACCAUCAAAAGCCUUUGCUGUGAAGUCAGCAAGUGGUGAUAUUGGUGCUCUGUUCUAAUAUGUGCAAUUAUUACAUACUUUUAAAAAUGUAACUUAAAGACUUUUAAACUUG
Heteronotia binoei (common prickly gecko) is the source of this 2627-nucleotide messenger RNA. It is a transcript of the gene DCBLD1, whose product is annotated as discoidin, CUB and LCCL domain containing 1. The record is from RefSeq and is a predicted model, not a curated record. NCBI's taxonomy places the organism in Eukaryota, Metazoa, Chordata, Lepidosauria, Squamata, Gekkonidae. The transcript is spliced from 15 exons. The coding region runs from base 310 to 2397 and encodes 695 amino acids.